AUGGCCUUGGUUGUCUUCGACUACGACUGGAGCUUGAUCAACGACAACUCGGAUACGUUCGUCUUCAAGGAGCUCCAGCCGGCGCUGCUCGACAACCUCAAGCAGCUCACGGCGAGCGGCGUGCAGUGGACGGACGCCGUGGAUCAAACGCUUGGGCAAUUGACGUCGACGACGCGCGAACAGCUCAUCGAGGCCAUUGCGCGCGUGCCCGUCCAGCCUGGUAUGCUCGAGGCGGUCCGCUUCGCCCACGCCCAAGGCGCCGAGAUUAUGAUUGUGAGCGACGCCAACACGGUCUUCAUCGAGAGCAUGCUCGCGCUGCAUGGCUUGCAGGACAUUGUGCGCCCGGUGUUCACCAACCCCGGGACGUUCGACGGCAACAUCCUGCGCGUGCACCCGUUCCAUCCCAAGGCCGACGCGCUCCACGGCUGCCCUAAGUGCCCCGUCAACAUGUGCAAGGGCGCCAUUUUGCGUUCGAUCAAGGCGGCCAAGUCGUACACCAAGAUCGUCUACAUUGGCGAUGGCGGCGGCGACUUUUGCCCGACGUCCGAGCUCUGCUCGACCGACUAUGCGCUGGCCCGCGCCGAGUACGAGCUUGCGAAGCGCCUUGCUGCGUCGCCCGUCAGCGUCAACGUGCGCACGUGGUCGACUGGCGACGACAUCUUCGCGCUCUUCCGCGAGCUCUUAAGCUAA
Molecule: messenger RNA, 690 nt
Organism: Saprolegnia diclina VS20
Lineage: Eukaryota; Oomycota; Saprolegniomycetes; Saprolegniales; Saprolegniaceae
Exons: 7
Coding region: 1-690 (229 amino acids)
Molecular function (GO): phosphatase activity
Source: RefSeq, a predicted model, not a curated record